Molecule: messenger RNA, 2721 nt
Organism: Lolium rigidum
Lineage: Eukaryota; Viridiplantae; Streptophyta; Magnoliopsida; Poales; Poaceae
Product: DNA (cytosine-5)-methyltransferase CMT3-like
Exons: 18
Coding region: 1-2721 (906 amino acids)
Cellular component (GO): nucleus
Molecular function (GO): methyltransferase activity; chromatin binding
Source: RefSeq, a predicted model, not a curated record
AUGGCGCCGCCGAGCUCCCUGGCCUCCGCGCCCACGCGCGCCUCCUUUCGCAAGCGGACUCCCUCCGCCAAGGCCUUGCCCCAGCCGGAGCCGGAGCCCGAGCACCAGAGCAGCGGCAAGCGCCCGCUCAAGAUGGCAUCGUCCGCCAAUGCCACGGCGGGGUCCGCGAAGAAGAAGACGACCAAGGCCAAGGCGACCAGGAAGAAGUUGCGGACAUGCGCGAAGGAGGGUGACCCGGACGGCGACGACAUUUGCGCCGACGAGCCCGACGAGGAGGAGCUCGCCCUGGCGGAGGAGAAUGAGCUGGCGGAGCAGGAGGAGGAGCAGGCGGCGGUGGGGCCGCCGACCAGGACGCGGAGGCGGCCGGUGAUCAGGAGGCGGGUGGCGAAGCCGAGACGGGUGCAAGGCAGCGGGAACCACGACCAUGAGUUCGUCGGCGAGCCCAUCCCCCAGGACGAGGCUCUCGAGGCGUGGCCAACGCGAUACCAGCACAGCAGGGCGAAAGAGAAGGCCCGGGCACACUACCGCUGCGCGAAGGUUGAGGAUACCAUCUACUCCCUCAAUGACGAUGUCUAUGUAAAGGCUGCAGAGGGAAAGACUGAUUUUCUCGGCAGGAUAGCCGAGUUUUUCGAGGGCACAGACAGCCGUCGGUAUUUCACCUGUCGCUGGUUCUACCGCCCAGAGGAAACGGUUAUUUCAACAAUGAUACUAGAAAAAGGUACUGAUCACAAGCAUGACCCAAUACGUGUAUUCCUUUCUGAGGACAAGGAUGAUAUUAGUCUUGAUUGUAUAUUAUCAAAGAUUAAAAUAGUCUACGUUGAUCCAAACUUAAAUUCAAUAUCCAAGGCUGAGAAGCUUGUAGAGUGUCAGUUUUACUAUGACAUGUCUUAUAGCGAGGCCUUUUCAACUUUUGCCAACAUACCAUCAGAGAAUGGGCCUAUAAUCAGCGAUACUGCAUCUAAGUUCUCGGGUGAUACUGUCGAUUUGGGUGAGACAUCAGCUAAGAAAGCAACCCUUCUAGACCUUUACUCUGGUUGCGGCGGGUUGUCAACAGGCCUUUGUUUAGGUGCAGCUCUAGCCGGGGUCAAACUUGAGACGAGGUGGGCGGUUGAUUUUAAUGAGUUUGCCUGCAAAAGUCUGAAGUAUAAUCACCCUGACACACAGGUUCGAAAUGAAAAGGCCGAGGAUUACCUUGUACUUCUCAAGGAAUGGGCUGUCUUAUGUGACAAGUAUGUCCAUAAUGUUGUUCAUUCUGAUUCAGUCGACCCUUUAGAGGAUGAAGAGGAAGAUGACGGCCCUCUAGGAGAGGAUGAGUAUGUGGUGGACAAGGUUAUUGGAAUAUGCUAUGGUGGCACUGGGAAGGAAAAUACUAUAUACUUUAAGGUGCAAUGGGAAGGCUAUGAUUCUGAUGAAGAUUCAUGGGAGCCGGUGGGGAACCUAAGUGACUGUGCUCUGAAGAUUAAAGAAUUUGUACAAGAGGGUCACCGGCUGAAAAUUUUGCCACUACCGGGCGAUGUUGAUGUCAUAUGUGGCGGUCCACCGUGUCAAGGAAUCAGCGGGUUUAACCGCUUCCGAGACAGUAAUAAUCCUCUACAGGACGAGAAAAAUCGACAGCUAAUUACUUUUAUGGAUAUUGUCGAAUAUUUAAAGCCAAAUUAUGUUCUCAUGGAAAACGUGGUGGACAUAGUAAAAUUUGCUGAAGGUUACCUGGCAAGUUAUGCAUUAAGCCGCUUGGUUUCGCUCAAUUAUCAAGCACGGCUUGGCAUGAUGGUGGCAGGUUGUUAUGGGCUGCCGCAAUUUCGUAUGAGAGUUUUCCUUUGGGGAGCUCUUCCAACAAUGGUGCUCCCAAAAUACCCAUUGCCUACCCACAAGGUUGUUUGGCGUGGCGGAAUCCCAACUUCCUUCUCCCAAAGCAUUGUUUAUGAUGAAACACAAGAAUCGACGCUUAAGGAAGCUUUGCUACUUGGUGAAGCAAUAUCAGAUUUACCUGAGAUAGGUAAUCAUCAGCCAAAUGAGAUAAUGGAGUAUGGAGGUAAUCCUAGGUCUGAUUUUCAACAAUAUAUACAGAUAAGUCGAAAAGAUAUGCUAGAUUAUUCCUAUGAACACAAGGUUUGUUCUGAGGAUGGUAAACUGCUUGAUCACCAACCCUUGCAACUAAACAAGGAUGAUCUUGCACGUGUACAGCAAAUCCCCAAGAAAAAAGGCGCAAACUUCCGUUGUCUCAGGGGGGUCAGGGUGGGAGAAGGCAAUAAAGUCGAGUUUGAUCCUGAAAUCGAGCGUGUCUACCUCGAUUCAGGAAAGCCUCUGGUCCCUGAUUAUGCCAUGUCUUUUGUUGGGGGAAAAUCAAAGAAGCCAUUUGGACGUCUUUGGAAGGAUGAAACAGUUGCAACGGUUGUGACAAGAGCAGAGCCGCACAACCAGAUUAUCUUGCACCCAGAUCAAGAUAGAGUGUUGUCGGUCCGUGAGAAUGCAAGAUUGCAGGGUUUUCCUGAUUAUUACCGGAUGUGGGGUCCUAUUAAACAGAAGUACAUCCAGGUGGGUAAUGCCGUGGCCAUUCCUGUCGCUCGGGCAUUGGGAUACUCUCUUGGUCAGGCAUACAAAGGCAAUUCAGAAGGGCUUGACCAGGCACUUUUUGUUCUUCCCAACAGCUUCACUUCCUUGGGGCAGGCUGCGGUUCCGGAUGUCAACAUUCAUUCACCUGUAGGCGAAUUGGUAGAGUAG